Punica granatum (pomegranate) is the source of this 1621-nucleotide messenger RNA. The record is from RefSeq and is a predicted model, not a curated record. NCBI's taxonomy places the organism in Eukaryota, Viridiplantae, Streptophyta, Magnoliopsida, Myrtales, Lythraceae.
CCGCGAUGGUCGGCGGCGGAGUCAGUCAGUGAACAGAGACAUGGAGUCGCGGAGGGUCAGGGGGGAGAGUAACACGGACGGCAUGGCUGAAAGGGCGAGGGGGACAGUGACGUCACUGGCGUCGAUGUUCCCGGCGGAGGAGGUGAGAAAGGCGGCGGAGCGGGUGGAAGAGGCAAUCGCGGAGAAGCGCAAGGAGGUGGAACGCUUUCGGGAGUUCAUCUCCGACAACAGCAACCUCGUCAACCUCGUCCAGAAGCUCCCCGAGGAGCUUCAUCACGACGUCAUGGUUCCCUUUGGAAAAGCUGCUUUCUUUCCGGGUCGUUUGAUUCACACCAAUGAGUUCAUGGUUCUCCUUGGAGAAGGUUACUUUGUCGAAAGAACUUCCAAACAAACUGUUGAGAUUCUCAAGAGGAGAGGAAAAUAUUUAGAGUCCAACGCCAACGCUGCAAAGGCUGUGGUAGAGGACUUGAAAGCGGAGGCUUCUUUUUUUGGUAGCACAGCUUCUGAACUUGCGGAAGACCUUGUGGAGAUACGAGAAGAACUUAGUGAUGAAGAAUCUGAUGCAAGUGUACCAGAGUCAGGGCCACAUGAGCAAGGCUCUAAUUCUUAUGAAGGAUAUAAAGGGAAAGUUCCAAAUCAAGAUGAAGAAUAUGCUCGCAUCAUGGCCAGGUUGGAUGAACUAGAGAAAGAGGAACUGGCUGCUGAAAGAGCUGAUGAUUAUGAUGAGGAAGACACCAUUCCAGCUGAUUCUGAUAUUUUUCCAGAGAAAAGUUCUUUUUCUGAUGAGAAGUCAACAGAUUCAAUGUAUUCUGGGCAGAAUCUAGCGGUGCAGUCUAAAGAUAGGCAUGCAAGUACUGAAGAAAUCCUGGGUAAAAGGCAAGAAGAUCCACAUUUUCUUGAACAAUUAAACGAUUCCAUGGAGCAGUUGGAUGGCUUAAAAGUGCAAUCUCCACAAAAAGGUGAUAAAUCAUCUAUGGAAAUACAAAAGUCGAAGCAUGAUAUGAAUACUUCCAGGAUUGCUGAGGUGGAUCCAGUGCAUUCUGCAGUGAAGGAGAGCAGACAGGUUCCUCCUUUGCAGAGCUCGAAACCAAGCCAUGACAGUCUCAAGGCUUUUACGGGUUCUAUCAUUGAGCAUCCUGUCAAUUUACCAAUGAAACCAGGUCAACAGUCUGGAACUUCAUCACAGGUAGAAUUGCUGAUUUCUUUGUCCUCUCUUCCCUCUCCCUCUAUGCUUUUCUUUUAUGCUAUAGAUAAUCACAAUGAUCAUGUAUCCUCCCAGCGCAUUCGCUUUACCCAUUUGUCUAACCUUUUCAGGCUUCUGGUUCUGAACCUACUAAACCUGUUUCGCGGUUCAAGAUGCGGAAAAGAUAGCUGCUUGCAAGCUCAUUUACCUGCGUCAAGAACACUCAUAUGGACUUUAUUAAGUCUCAUGAAUAUAAUCGCAUUCAAAUGGUUAUAUUAUAAAUAUAUCAAAACUUUCUUGUCCUUCUCGAGCAGUAUAUUGGGUUUUUCGUUUUGCCCAAAUUCCGUAUAUAUUGCUAAUCUAUGAUGAAUUAACAGUGGAUGACUGAUCUGUGAUGAAUUAACAGUCGAUGAGAUGAAACAAAGAAAUCUUAUUUGC